CGACGUCACAUUGUACGUCCGUUGAAAACGGACGUCGCUAUAAAUUGAGGCUUUCACACCGAACCUUACCCACCAACCAACCAAUGGAGAAGAGAAAACGGGGAGACGACGGAGGAUCCAACGGCGGCAGGAAGGCGAAUCCGCGAGAUGACGGCGCCGUGAAGGGGCCCGUGCCGGCGGAUGAGGAGGUGGAGGAGUUCUUCGCGAUACUGAAGCGGAUACAGGUGGCCGUCAAGUAUUUUCAGGACCGCCGCUGCGCCGAGUCUGAGAUGAAUGCGGCGGCGCCGCCGCGGUGGAGCCCGACGUUUGAACGGGAGGAUUUUGACGGAGUGAGGAAGGAGGGUGAGAGGUCGCAGGGAAACCGAAGUGUGGGUUUGGAUCUGAAUUCGGAUCCGGGCUGCGAUGUUUCGGAUCGUGGUGAUUAAUGCAAUUUGUGAAGUUAAUUAACUGAUGCUGUUUGUUUGAUUUUUCUUUACUUGAAAAGUCAUAGAGAUAGAGUUUGUACGUAUUCUAAUUUUCUUCUAAUGGUAGCAGAAUAUUGAAAUUUUGGGAGCGGUAUCCAUCAUUAUGUUUUUAUUAUUAGAGGUUGAAUGAUUGUAAUUAAUUUUUAAGCAUAAUUUUAUUAGAUUUCAAAGUUCACAACUCAA
Molecule: messenger RNA, 647 nt
Organism: Salvia miltiorrhiza (redroot sage)
Lineage: Eukaryota; Viridiplantae; Streptophyta; Magnoliopsida; Lamiales; Lamiaceae
Exons: 1
Coding region: 84-425 (113 amino acids)
Biological process (GO): regulation of systemic acquired resistance
Source: RefSeq, a predicted model, not a curated record